CGCUGCUUGAAAACAAAAGAAAAGUUCUUGUAAGUACAGUACUAGGGGAUACUACACGGUAGAGUUCAUAGUUACUCACGAUGAAGGAGGUGGAGGUUCUCGAGUGCCAGGUCCAGCAGUGGUAUCCUCGGUUUAAGUCGGUCUCCAUCGCCACCGAGAUUCACAGGCUUCCGGAGGCCUUCGUCUCGCACCUCCUGGACGGCGACUUCUUCGUCCCCUCGAGUGAUCUUCCAUCGAGGCUGGUUCCGGAGAUCCCAGAGCUACAGGCUGACGGAUACGAGAAGUGGGAUGAAGAGGACGAGGAAGACGGCGGAGAGCAGCAGCAGCAGCCUUCUUUCCCCGAGCUCGAGGCGGAAGUGGAGGCUUCGAUCCGGCGGCUUGGAGGAGCAGUGCUGCCGAAGCUCAACUGGAGUGCUCCCAAGGAUGCAACAUGGAUCAGCUCGUCCAAGAACCUCAAGUGUCAGAGUUUUGGAGAUGUUUCGCUGCUUCUCAAGGCCUCCGACUCGAUCGUCCACGACCUGUGCCACGCCUUUGACAACUGCGACGACAAGCCGGCUUCUUCCACCGGGCGUCCGGAGGAGCUUGUGCUGGCUCUGCGCAAGUGGUAUGAUCUGAGGCCGGAGAUGGAGUUUCGAGCGUUUGUCCGCCGGGGGGCUUUGCUGGGGGUCUGCCAGAGGGAAGUCACAGGUUUCUACUCCUCGCUCGUCAGCUCCAAGGACAGCUUGAGGACUGCGAUCUCGGGGUUCUUCGAGAACAGUUUGCUGGGAAAGUUCGAGCUGGAGAGCUAUACGUUUGAUGUCUACGUGACGAAGGAUCUGCGAGUUAGGUUGCUCGACUUCAAUCCGUGGGGAGGCUCCACGCUGCCUCUGUUAUUCUCGUGGGAAGAGCUCGAGGCCAUGGGUGACGGUCUAGAGAGCAAGACUUUGAGCAGCUUGGGCAGCCUCACGAUAGGAAGCGACGAGCUUCCGGCCAAGUCUACUCCAGUAGAGUUCAGGAUUAUCGAAAGAGAGGGGCUUGUGCAGCCCAAUCUCACUGCCACUAGCGGUGUUCCUCUCGACUACCUCGACACCGGGCCUGGAAGUGCAUGGGACGUGUUCUUUAGAAAAACCGAGGAUGAAUUGAAGAAUCAGGCAAGCGAGGAAUAGCUGAGAGCUCAAAAAAAAAAAAACUUUUCUCAUGUUUUAGUACCUUCCAAUCAAUUGCUUUGCUUCACAGUUUGAAAGCUCUGGCGAAGUUGGAUUUGACGAGACAUUCUUUGCAGCAUGUGAGCGUCAAGUCCAAACUUUUGGAUGAUAUUCUUCUGCAAUGAAAAGCCGUUAUUUUU
Selaginella moellendorffii is the source of this 1324-nucleotide messenger RNA. Its product is annotated as cell division cycle protein 123 homolog. Lineage: Eukaryota; Viridiplantae; Streptophyta; Lycopodiopsida; Selaginellales; Selaginellaceae. Gene Ontology annotation, cellular component: cytoplasm. The record is from RefSeq and is a predicted model, not a curated record. The transcript has a single exon. Bases 81 to 1145 code for a protein of 354 amino acids.